Molecule: messenger RNA, 9214 nt
Organism: Pseudoliparis swirei
Lineage: Eukaryota; Metazoa; Chordata; Actinopteri; Perciformes; Liparidae
Gene: wnk2
Product: WNK lysine deficient protein kinase 2
Biological process (GO): protein phosphorylation; monoatomic ion homeostasis; positive regulation of potassium ion import across plasma membrane
Cellular component (GO): cytosol; cytoplasm
Molecular function (GO): protein serine/threonine kinase activity; chloride channel inhibitor activity; ATP binding
Source: RefSeq, a predicted model, not a curated record
ACGUGGUGUUGCUAGGGGCGUGGGUUAUAUAUUCUAGUUUUCCCAAACCUGAAAGAGGUGAAAUUAAGGAAGAUAACAGUCGUGUCAGCUGGACGGAAAAUGCGCUGAGAGCUGCUUGCGCUGUGCCGCAGUGAGCAUGAUCUGAUCCGACUCUGUCCAUCCUGCACUCUCCAGGUCAACAGAGGGGAAAGUACGCGAGGAUAGUCAAAAGAACACUGCAGAGAAGCCGAGGGGCCACUUAUCGGAACUUAUUAAGAUUUUUACUCGGAGCACCUGCUAUUUAUUUGCACAAACCAUAGCCCGGGAGGAUAUGGGUCUGCGCCGCGUGCUGUGUUUUAGGAGGGAUUAGGCCCGCGGUACAGCCUCAACACCCUGGCCUGUCCACUGCAGGCCAGCAAUUUGUCUGCGGAACAACAUCACAUCAGUUUGCGCUGGAGCGGGGACCUCAUGCACUGUGGAGGGAACUGUUUCCGUGAGCUCAUCGGGUGAAUGACAUCAGGCUUCAGCUGAACGGCUCCGUGCUGUAUAAUGCAGCAAGGUGGACCGGGGCGUGAGCAGGCAAGGAGCAAUGCGCGCAUCUUCCGGGCUGGAUAUGCUGUGGAGGUGUUCAGUGUCCUAAACAAAUUCCAGGCAUAAGGCGGCCAUACAUCCUGAGCUGGCGAACUGCGUCACUGCACGCGAGUGUUGCAGGUAGGCAGCACACUCUCCCACCGCCAGGAGAGGAGCGUGCUCGUCAUCCUCCCUUCAGCACAAUGUCGCCGGUAAGUGCUUAAACACCGACCAGGGAUGGAUUCACCUGAUCAUUCAAGCAAAGACCCGCCACUGGGAUACACAUAUUCAUCAGCACCCAAUUUAGACUCGGACAUUAAUGCAAAUGAGCCUGGGUAUGUGUAUCAGAAUGGGACAGCCCAUAAUGUCAACAUCCAAAUCGAAGCCCUGCGAGGAGCAAGUGACCCCAGCGCGUGCCCCUCCACAGACUACCGGGCGCUGCUUCGCCAAAGGUUCAUCCGGCGAAGUUUGUGGGAGUCAGACUCCGAAGAGCAGCAGCAUCAGCAGCGGCCAGUGGAGUGUGUUAACAGCGGCCCGGGGCCCCACUUUGACCUGCGGACAGUCGUUGAUCGGAGUCGAACCCGAGUUGCGCAUGGAACCGGUCUGGGCCUCCAGGAGACUUCAAGCACGCAGAACCAGGUGAUGCUGAAGGACAGCGCCAUGGAGAGCGCGUGCGCCGACGAGGGGAAGGGGCACAGGAGCGAAACCGAGCCAAAGGUAGAGGUUACGCCCUCGGAUGUCACAGGUAAAGCAGGAAGUGACGAGAACGAAGAGGAGCCUGGGAUGAAGGCUGUGUCCACUUCACCUGGGGGUCGCUUCCUCAAGUUUGACAUUGAGCUGGGGAGGGGGUCCUUCAAGACCGUCUAUAAGGGUCUUGACACCGAAACCUGGGUAGAAGUGGCAUGGUGUGAACUUCAGGAACGGAAACUAUCCAAAGCUGAGAGACAAAGGUUCAAAGAGGAGGCGGGGAUGUUGAAGGCUCUCCAGCAUCCCAACAUUGUGCGGUUUUAUGACUUCUGGGAAUCACCGGUUAAAGGAAAGAAGUGUAUUGUUCUGGUAACAGAGCUGAUGACCUCAGGGACACUUAAAACGUAUCUUAAGCGUUUCAAGGUGAUGAAGCCGAAGGUUCUUAGGAGCUGGUGCAGGCAGAUUCUCAAAGGCCUCCACUUCCUCCACACGAGGACUCCUCCAAUCAUCCACAGAGAUCUCAAGUGUGACAACAUCUUUAUCACUGGUCCCACAGGAUCUGUCAAAAUAGGAGACCUAGGCUUGGCAACACUGAAGAGGGCCUCGUUUGCUAAAAGUGUCAUUGGCACUCCAGAGUUCAUGGCCCCAGAGAUGUAUGAGGAGCACUACGAUGAGGCGGUGGAUGUCUACGCCUUUGGGAUGUGCAUGCUGGAGAUGGCCACCUCAGAAUAUCCCUAUUCUGAGUGUCAGAAUGCUGCUCAGAUCUACCGCAAAGUCACCAGUGGGGUGAAACCUGCCAGCUACAGCAAAGUCAGUGACCCAGAAAUUAAGGAAAUAAUCGGGGAAUGUAUCUGUAACCGAUGGGAAGAAAGGUACUCCAUCAAGGACCUCCUGAAUCAUGCCUUCUUUGCAGAGGAUACAGGCGUGAGGGUGGAGCUCAAUGAAGACGAUGAUGGAAAGAAAUCCUCCAUUGCCCUGAAGCUGUGGGUUGAGGAUCCUAAAAAGCUGAAGGGGAAGUACAAGGACACUGGUGCCAUUGAGUUUUCCUUUGAGUUGAUAAACGAAGUCCCGGAGGUUGUGGCGCAAGAAAUGGUGGAAUCUGGGUUUUUCCUGGACUGUGAUGUGAAGAUAGUUGGGAAGUCUAUUCGUGACCGCGUUGCUCUCAUCAAAUGGAGGAGGGAGCGUACAGUCAUGUCAGGAAAUGGCGAAGCAGCUGUGAAGAAGCCGCAGCCGAACCUACUGCAGGUGCCCGGUACUAUUGUACCACAGGCACCCGCAGUAGCGACGGCGGAUUAUGAGGAGCAAGAGGUGGAGCAGCAGACCCUGAGCUGCACCGUGCCAGCCGCCACAUCUGCCACAUUUGACAGCGGAGUGAGCUCUACAAUGCAGUUAGAUGAUCUCAACAAUCAGCAAGAUGGCCCCUACCAGUCGCUUCCAGAGUCCAGUUCCUCAACUCAGAACAUCUACAGUCCUCCUGCACAGGUUGAACCUCAGCUGCACCAGGGAACCUACCAGCAACCCGCACAGGUCUUUCAUGAAAACUACACCCAAACAUCCACUCAAUUACACCAGGGAGCCUACCAGCAGCUGCAGCCUGGGGCCUAUCAUCAGCCUGCAGCACAACUGCAGCAGGGGCCUUAUCGCUCUCAAACAUGCCAUCUCCAACCAGCUGUUGUUCUGCCCCAGUUUCCCUCACCAUAUCCUGUUGUUCAAAUAGGGGGCCUCAGGCCCACUUCCUCCCCCCCAGCUACUCUGCAAGGUGCCUCCAGCAGCAGUGGCCCUCUUAAGUCUAGCUCCCACUACUCACCGCCGCUUGUAUUGCCCCAGCAGCAGGGUGGCCCUCUCACAUCUCAGACAAACAUUGGUAGCUACCAUACCUCCCUACCCUUACAUCUCUCCCAGGUUCAACCCGCCCCAUACUCUGCCCCCUACCUUGAGCAGGAAUUGGCUCAGCCGCCUGUCCAGGUACAGAUGAAUACACCACAGGGUAAUCACGGAGAUGUUCACCUUUUGGCUCCGGUCCACGCUGACUUGCCUGCUGGUCAGACUUCUCUCUGGGGAAGCGGAGUAGAUGUCGUAACCCCUGCAGCAGGCCGAGACUUAUCUGGAGUUCCUACAGUUCCAGCUCCAGUCCAAGCCCCAGCCUCAAUCCCAGCUACAGCCCAAGUUGAAACUCAAGCCCCAGCACAAACUCCAGCUCUGGUCCUAGCACAAAACCAACCACCGCUCCCUGUAUCAGCUAAAGCUGCAGCCAUGCCUCAAACUCCAGCUUUGAUCCGUGUUAAUGCCCCAGCUUCAGUACCAAUGCAAGUUCCAACAGCAGUUCAAACUAUAGCCUCUGCUCCAGUUCAAGCACUGGUCUCUGCAUCGGGUCCACCAAAAGGCUCAUCGACCAGCUCAGAAACACCUUAUGCACUUGGCAAACCCAAACUCUCCAUCCUUAGUUUAGGCUCUGACCCAAUUCCUGUCACACUACCAGACUCAGCUCCUGUCGCAGCUUCAGUCACAUCCCAAUUUCUGCAGCCUUCUAGCACCCAGACAACAGUCUCAGUGUCUGAGUGCGCCGGCCAGGCCACAACUCGGCAACCCUUUGAUUCAACAUCUUCCUCUAGCAUCCUUCAACAAGAGUCCUGUGUAGAGGAUGUGUUUCAAGACAAACCUGGAUCUUUACCGAGUUAUGCUUAUGACAGUCUCAACUCUGAUGUGGCAUCUGGUAAGGAAACAAGUGACGGCUAUGACAGCUUGGCUAGUGGAGGGAAGGGGGACGGAAAACCCAGGAAACAUCACCGCAAGUCUGCUCGCACACGCUCCCGUCAAGAAAGGAACAGCAAGCCCAAACUGAGCAUUCUCAAUGUUUGCAACACUGGUGAUAAAAUGGUGGAAUGCCAACUGGAGACUCACAACCACAAAAUGGUGACAUUUAAAUUUGAUCUGGAUGGAGAUGCUCCAGAGGAAAUUGCCACUUACAUGGUAGAGAAUGGGUUCAUCCUACUGUUCGAGAAGGAGAUCUUCAUUGACCAGCUAAAGGACAUUGUGGAUAAAGCGGAAGACAUGCUAAAUGAAAACAUGGAGGGUGAAAGAGCCUCUGCCUUGAGUUGUAGUCCUGAACAAGGCCAGCUUUCUGAGGGGCUGAUAGGAGAGAGCCAGCAGCCUGGAGCACAUCAGCCGGUCUAUCAGCAGAAUGGAAAAAGAUGGUUCAUUAUCUGCCCUGUUGAGGAGACGCCCACAUCCAACCAGGAGACCCCAACUGAUGGGACAGCUACACAGUCUCUUGGGAGUUCAGCCACCAUCCACCCUGCUGACAGUGGCACUGUGAAGCCACCUGCAUCCAGAGAAGAGGGGUCGUCCUCGACAAUGUCUGGUGGAAGUGGUGGCUUCACCUAUGAUAUCUAUGGAUUUUGUAGCCCUCCGAUAAUGUCCAACACAGACCCUCUCCUCUCAGCUACCCUGUCCCCUCCUGUGUCUGCGCCCCCAACCCUUCAGUCAGUGGAGCCUGUGGGCAGCUCGGUGCAGCCCCCUAGAGCUCAAACGGUACCCCCGUCAUCCCCACAUACGUCGGUACCUGUGGAUGAUUCGGGAUCUCCUUUGGGCUCCAUCUCCCCAAUCCAUGCAGCUCAGCAGAUGCCCGACAGGACGUGUCGCGUGUCUAUGGCCGACGAGGUGCCUUGCUGCCCCCUGGUCAUGCCCCUGUCUCUGGAUGUGAGCGGUUUACAGAGGGGUUCUCCUCUCACUCCUCUUCCACUCCAGGAGCCAUGUUCAGCCAAAGAGCCGCUGUCUGUCUCCUAUGCCUCCACAGCUCGCAGCGAGCGCCCACAGCAGCCCGUGGUGAUGCACCAGCCUUUUUCCAGCGUGGGGGGCACCAAAGUGUCCUCAGUUCCCCAGAGCCCAGCGCCAUCCCAGCACGGCGCAGGGCCUGGUGAGCCAGACGGUGAUGGACGUCUGGGCCGCGGGGGCUUUGUGGACAGCACCAUAAAAACUCUGGAUGAGAAACUAAGGAACUUGCUCUACCAGGAAUAUGCUCCCAUGUAUCCAUCGGGCUGCGCUGCAGAGACACCCGGCUCCUGCACCGAGUACAUCCAGUCUCCUCCUGGUCCGGAGAGCGCCGCAGGAGGGUCAGGAAACAGCACGCCAGGUCCGAUGGGGGAGGGACGCUACAGGGUGGGAGAACAGCUGCCUCAAAUUCCAGAGAGAAUGGACAGUUUGAGCACACUGAGUGACUCAGCUGUGUGUGCUUCCCUGUCAAGAAGAUCCGUUCCUCACUCUGUUUCCUGCUCUGGAACACGAGGCCGAUUUAAGAUAAUGUCUGUUCCUCCUGAAGUGGCCAACAGACGCGAUGUGAAGCAGAGGAGCUGGAGCAGUGCUGCCUCGCCGGCACACCCUGUCGGAUACAGUGAGGAGUUCGUCCAGGCUGAGACCAUGUCUGCAUCCACCACGAUUGGUCGUUUCUCUGUGGUUAGCGCUGAAGAUGACAUGACACUGAGGACACGGUGCAGCCGCUACUCUGCCCCGCCUGAUUUCUACCUGGACACACCUCCGUCCGUGGCCAAGCGGGGCUCCCUGCCUCGCGCCCUGACCUCGAACUCUGUCGCUGUGGAUGUCACGGUCCAUGCUCGUUUCCUCUCCUCAGACUCUGGGGCUGAGAGCAGCCCAGCGAAGAUGGCUCCUGCCACCCCUCAACAUACUCGCUCUGAGCGCAGAGGAAGUGACCUCAUGAAGAGGGCAGUGGCCUUCCUCCGUCGCUCAGGGCGCAGCAGCAGUGUGCAGAGCUCGGAUUCACCAAGUAGGCAUGGAGGCGUGCACGGUUCGGCCUACGCCAGCAGCGAUAACGACUCCGAGAUGGAGGACUCGGACAUGAAGAGGGAACUACAGAGACUCAGGGAGAAACAUCUGAUGGAGAUCUCUGAGCUGCAGGCCCAUCAGCGGGGGGAAGUGGAGCUGCUGUAUUGCCAGCUUGGCAAAGCCCCUCCGACUGGCCUGGGUCUCUCACACGUUGCACCACACGCCGGUCGAAGGAAGAGGUCCAGCAAACACAGACUGAAGCCUGGAAAACUUCUCAGCCCUCUGGUUCAGCAAUUUAGAAAUGUCACAACCAAAUCUAGUGACUCCAGAAGAUCCAGUGCUGCUACGGGUACAGGUGAGCCCACAGCGAGUUUAAAUGGCUCUCCGGCCAAAGGGUCUCUCCCCACUGACGGGAGGGCACGCUCAUGCACCAGCCACCUUCCCAGCUCCACCUCAGAGUCCGUUCAGACUCAGCAGCCCUGUUCCCUCAAGGGAUCUUUGUCUUCUGAUAAUAUUUACGCUGGACUACAUGGAGACGGCACCGGCACACAAGCUCCACCUGGGCAAGGGUCAACACUGAAGCGUCUUUGUCUUGGUAAAGAACGUGGCAACAGGUCUGGAGCCGGGCCAGGGCCUUUCAAUCAAUCACAGCAGCCACCUACAGGUGCGACUCCUCCUUCUCAUCAGCCGGUGAUGGGACUGGCCCAAGCUCAGGCCAAUAACAGCAACAACAAGACAGGCACAUACACCGGCUUUUCCAUGAGUGAAAACAGCCUGCCUGAAGACUUGCAGCGGCUGAUGGAGGACUGGGCUCAGGAUGUUCUUAUCGUCACCCCCAGGCCGCGCACUAACUCUCUGAGCAUCAGCGGGCGGCAGCUUUGGAAUCAGGUUGUGCCUCGAACACGUGGACAGAUGGCUAGCGCUUCAGACGUAUCAAGGACAGCUCCAGGUGCAGAGCCCUGCCGUCUUCCUCUGUCAUGGCCUGAAGGCCCCUCCACAGGGCCCCAUCCCAGCUCUCAGCUACUCCCUCCUGCUCCAUUCAGAGCCUUGUCCUCACCUCUCUCUGUUAGCCAGUGGCCCGGGUUGCUCUUCCCCCUCCCUUCAGGAGCCUUUGCCUUUCCUGACGUGCCCUCGGCCCAGGACGCCUCUAGCCCCAUUCCAGCUCCAUCAUAUCAGCCACCCGACCCCAGAGCCAGGACUCUCUAACCUGAGUAGCAUUGUGACUUCUAACUUCGUUACCAAAAAGAAAUGUCAUCAUAAGUCCAGUCAAUUGUAUGUGAAGACACUGUAUAUAUUUAACCGGCAUGUAUCUAAUCAUAUGUACAUACUCGUCUCCAUUAUACUCUAAGCGUUUUCUGUUAUUUGUUUGAUUUGCAUCAACAUACCUCAUGUCCAUAUUAAAGUACCUAAUCUUUGAGUGCAGUGUAGUCGUGGUAGUACAUUAAAAGAUGUUUAAUUAGCCCAAUCAGACUUAGAAGAGCAGAUCUAUGUUCAUAAUGUAGUGUUCAUUCAUGGUACGUUGCCGUGUGUAUAUAUCUAUCUAUUAAUUCCUGUCUGUACAUAGCUCAAGUGUUGUACAGUUAACAUUAGAUAAUACAUUGGUCGGUGCUGCAGAUAUGUGUCUUAGUGCGACACCUUAUUCGCCACCAUCAAGCCGUCACUAUGAAGACUUGACAUCCUGGUCACUAGGACCAGUCGCUUUACUCUGCUCUCUCAGUCCAAGGAUAGGUUUCAUUCUUCAUCGAUGAAAUGCUUCCAGCACAAGCGCUUAAAAUAUCCUCAAGAGAUUUGGACGAACUUGAACUUUAUUUUGAGGUGGAAAAACACCUGUGAGAGUGCCUUGAAUUGCAGUUUCAGUUUUAUGAAGACAAGUAUUUAGAUUCAAAUCAGGACUCUAGAUAUUAUGUAUGCUUUCACCUCCAACUGUAAAUUAUGUGAUUUGAAUAAUGAAUGCUGAUGAACACAUAAUUACUUUAGCCACAAAACAUAACUAAACACUAUAAUCUGGUCAUGUUGCAGUUCAUAAAAUUCACAGAUUGUAAAAACUUAUUAAUUGAAGUAAUUUCCCUGUGGGAUUGCUCUGCCACCUGCACCAGCUGCAUGCAUGCAUUGAUAUUCUGUGUGUGCACAGGUUGAAGUGGUGAGUUACACUAAGAUAUUGUUAAGAUACAUUUAUAUUGAGGCCAUACGACAAGGAGGGCUGAAGGGCAUAUGAGUCAGAAUCAUGAUCAUACCAUACCUCUACUAAUGCAGUCUAGCUUUACAUAUGGUUGCCUUUGUGGUUUUUACGAGAUAACUGGCUGUUUGAUAAAUGUUGAUGAUAUGGUGACGUUAGAGGCACAUGAAAAAUGUGAACUAUUGAGAAGCCUGUUUAGGAGAACUGUUUGAUAUGCUAUUUGUAAAAUGCAUAGGUUUUCUAAAUGAUGUUUAUUCAAUGCUGGCCUCACAAUUUCAUCUGGCUCAUACAGCUAAUUGUAUGUACUAUGGCUGAAUUAAUUCAAAGAUCUCCAACAAAUAUUACGCAAUCACGCUAUCAGUUAUUUAAAUAGUGCUUCCUCAAAAACUACACGUUUAAAACUUUCUUCUCUUGUAUAACUUUUCUAAGCAGAUUUCCCUCUCAAGGAUAAUUUGUAGAAUGCAUCAAUAUGAUGAUGUAUUGUGGUAAAACAAAGCAGUGGCAAAAAUCUACGCAGUCAAGAAGUAGGUUGGGUGCAGUGAUCCAGACGGACUGCGGGUCAAGCUCCAGAAAUGCUGGAACCUACAUUUUCAUGUUCAAGUCAAUAUCAUCUUUGACAUCAUUAUUUCUCGAAUUUUGAGAACCACAUUAUACAACAGUGGAAUUAAUAAUAAGUAAACUGGACUUUAUGUGUACAAUUGCUGGAGUGCCGCUUUUCGAUUUUAACUGAUUAUGUUGUCUUAAAUGCAGAAUUUCCUCCAUGAUGAAAUCUAGAUUGUUUUCUUCUUCCUGACAACAUCCCCUAUGCAGCUUAUUCUUUUGUUGUGCUUUUCACAGUAAAUCCUGUAUUUAAUCUCUUUAAUGCUUGCAAUGAAAGCAAGGUGUAUGGUUCAUUUUGCCUGCUGUAUCACCGAUUUUCCUUGUCUAUUCCUGACUUCGUCAGAUCGGUACAUUUCACAAAAGCUGUACAUACUUGAAGACAGAAAUAAUAAAUAAAUUUUUGCUUGACACCAUACAAUAUAA